Musca vetustissima is the source of this 1872-nucleotide messenger RNA. Its product is annotated as glucose dehydrogenase [FAD, quinone]-like. Bases 1 to 1872 code for a protein of 623 amino acids. The transcript has a single exon. The record is from RefSeq and is a predicted model, not a curated record. NCBI's taxonomy places the organism in Eukaryota, Metazoa, Arthropoda, Insecta, Diptera, Muscidae. Gene Ontology annotation, molecular function: flavin adenine dinucleotide binding; oxidoreductase activity, acting on CH-OH group of donors.
AUGUUGUCGAACGUCCAGCUGCUUCGAUUUUCGGUUUACUUACUGCUUCUCCAAAGUCACCCUUUAAAGUCCCAACAUCAAUCCUCCAAUCUGUUGACAUUUCUCUACAACUUCCUCAAGGAUGGCCAGGAGAGAUUAAAUUUAGAAAAUCUGGAUAACAAAGUACAGCUCCUACCGGAAUACGAUUUCAUUGUGGUGGGUGCGGGGACAGCAGGCUGUGCCUUGGCGGCACGAUUAUCGGAAAUUCCCAAAUGGUCGGUAUUACUACUGGAAGCUGGUGGCCCAGAACUCCUACCCAUGGAUAUACCUCUCAAGGCCCAUUUAUGGCAGGGUAAUCCUUAUGUCGAUUGGAAUUAUCUCACACAACCUUCGCAGGAGUACUGCCUGGCCAUGGCGGGGAGGAGAUGUCAUUUUACUCGUGGCAAGGUUAUGGGCGGAUCAUCGGUAUUAAAUUAUAUGAUUUACACCCGAGGUAGUCGUUGGGAUUACGAUCAGUGGUCACGGAUGGGAAACCAGGGAUGGAGUUAUCGCGAAGUGUUGCCAUAUUUUAAGAAAUUGGAAAAUUCUAUGAUCCCGGAUGAGGACGAGGAGUAUAGGGGCCAUGGUGGUCCAGUGAAAAUUUCCUAUAUUAAAUAUCGUUCUCCAGUGGCCAAGGCUUUUGUCAAGGCUACCUGGGAGGAUGGUUUGCCCUAUGUGGACUAUAAUGGCCGGCAGCAGAUUGGGGUGUCCUUCUUGCAGACCACCACCGAUCAACGUUAUCGUUGGAGUUCCAACCGGGCCUAUCUUUAUCCGCUAAAGGGGAAACGUCGGAAUUUACAUAUAAAGAAAUAUAGUCAUGUCACCAAGAUUCUUAUAGAUCCUGAAACAAAAACGGCAUAUGGGGUAAGAUUUGAAAGUCAAGGCCAGACAUUUGAAAUCAGAGCGCGCAAGGAGGUCAUAUCCUCCGCAGGGGCCAUAAAUACCCCUCAACUGCUGAUGUUAUCUGGGGUGGGGCCCAAGUCGCAUUUACAGGAAAUGGGUAUAAGACCUCUAAUGGAUCUGCCAGUGGGUUAUAAUUUACAGGACCACCUGGCUGCGGGUUUGAAUUUUGUUAGUCAACUAAAAACCCUCAGACUUUCAGAUUUCCUCAAUUUAAGUUUAUCAACAAAUUUCGAAACUGGCCUAAGUCCCCUGAACCUCCCUGGUGGGGUAGAGGCCUUGGCAUUUUAUGAUCUAGAACAUCCGCAAAAUCCCCAUGGUUGGCCAGAUAUUGAAUGGUUUCUCAGCAGUGGUGCCUUGUAUGCCAAUCCAAGGAUUUCACAAAGUUUGGGUAUUCGUACCGAUGUCCUACAGGCCUUAUAUGGCAAGGCCAUCAGAGACAAAAGCAAUGUUUUUAUGAUAUUUGUGAAGCUGCUUCGGCCCCAUAGUAAGGGAAGAAUUCUCUUGGCCAGCCGAGAUCCAAAAAAGCCACCCCUCAUCUAUCCGAAUUUUCUCAAGGAUCCAAGAGACAUCAAAAUCCUUCUACGUGGCAUAGAAAGAGCUCUGAAUUUAAUGCAGACACCUACAAUGAAAAAUCUGAAGGCGCAAUUUUUACAACAAAAAAUACCAGGCUGCCAGAAUUAUCAGAACAUUACCUCUCCGGAAUAUUUGGAGUGUUAUGUACGCCAUUUGAGCUUUACAAUUUAUCAUCAAUCGGGAACGGCAAAAAUGGGUCCCGCAUGGGAUCGGGAGGCAGUAGUUGAUCCUCGACUCAAGGUUUAUGGUAUACAAGGUCUCAGGGUGGUAGAUGCCAGCAUUAUGCCGAACAUUAUUGCCGGACAUCCCAAUGGACCGGUUUUUAUGAUUGCCGAAAAGGCAGCGGACAUGAUUAAACAAGAUUGUGGAAAAUUGUGA